GAUUCGGUGGAUGCCCAAAAUUAUACGUAAAUAUGAAUCGUUUAAAGAGAAUUUUUGGGGUGAGAAAGUCGCCCAAUGAGCAAAAUUCUUCCCUCUCCACCAUUAACACUUUGCGAGAAAUGGAAGAAAUGCUCAGCAAGAAGCAGAUAUUUCUUGAAGAACAGGCCCAAGCCCAGUUGUCCCUUGCGAGAAAACAUGGUCUCAAAAAUAAGCGAGCCGCUUUAUUGGCCCUGAAGCGAAAGAAGCGUUUCGAAACCUUGUUGCAACAAGUGGAUGGGACAUUGUCCACUCUGGAAAUGCAACGGGAAGCGUUAGAACAGGCCAAGAAUAAUAUUUCUGUCCUGCAAGCUAUGAAAUCUGCAGCACAAACCCUCAAGUCUGCACAGCUACACAUGGACGUUGAUCAGGUUCAUGACGUAAUGGAUGACAUUGCAGAGCAACAGGAAGUGGCGCAACAAAUCAGCCAAGCCAUUUCGUCCCCCAUUCCGGCCGUUUUUGGAGGAACUGAGGUGGACGAGGCUGAGUUGGAAAAGGAGUUGGAGGCGUUGGAACAAGAGGACUUGGACCGAGAACUCCUCCAUAUUGAACCCUUUAGUGUUUUCCAGCCCCAUGAGGACGGACCUCCUGGAAGACAGUCCUCGGAAGAAGGCCAAGCGUCUAAAAAAGAUGGCGGAGCACAAUCUCAAAGUAGAAAAGCACCAGAACCAAAGACGGAGGAGGACAAAGAGUUGGACGAGCUAAGUCAGUGGGCUGCGACGAUGUAAACAAUUACAUACGCAUUUCUUUUAUUCGAAGAUCUCUCGUCUAUGACCUAUAAUAUUUCUAUACUAGUGAAAUUUAUCGUUGUAAAUCCCACCAAUAAA
This is a messenger RNA of Folsomia candida, 863 nucleotides long. Its product is annotated as charged multivesicular body protein 4a. Gene Ontology annotation, biological process: vesicle budding from membrane; late endosome to vacuole transport via multivesicular body sorting pathway. Gene Ontology annotation, cellular component: multivesicular body; cytoplasmic side of plasma membrane; ESCRT III complex. The record is from RefSeq and is a predicted model, not a curated record. Bases 33 to 764 code for a protein of 243 amino acids. The transcript has 3 exons. Lineage: Eukaryota; Metazoa; Arthropoda; Collembola; Entomobryomorpha; Isotomidae.